Stegastes partitus (bicolor damselfish) is the source of this 3515-nucleotide messenger RNA. RefSeq names its product coiled-coil domain-containing protein 136-like. The transcript is spliced from 8 exons. NCBI's taxonomy places the organism in Eukaryota, Metazoa, Chordata, Actinopteri, Pomacentridae. Gene Ontology annotation, cellular component: acrosomal membrane. Bases 1 to 1266 code for a protein of 421 amino acids. The record is from RefSeq and is a predicted model, not a curated record. Gene Ontology annotation, biological process: single fertilization; acrosome assembly.
AUGGACCAGGAGAGAUCUCAGGAGGAACGGGAGGAGGAGGAGGAGGAGGGGGAAGAAAAAAAGCUGAAGGACGAGGAAGGCGAGGGGGAGGAGAAGAGGAAGAAGGAGAACGAGCCCCUGACAGAGGAGGAGGAGCUGGAGGAGCUGAGGGCCCAGGUGCUACAGCUGUUGCUGGAGCUGGAGGACGCCAGGGAGACCUCCAACAAACACCAGGAGAGCUUCCACGAGCUGCAAGGUCUGUUGGAGGAUGAGCGUCUGGCGAGCGCCCAUCAGGCCGAGGCCUUCACCCGGCAGAUCCAGAAUCUACAAGCCCAGCUGCGCUCUGUGCAGGAGGAGAUGGACAGCCUGGAGGAGGAGAAGGAGAGCGAGCUGGCCGAGGCCCAGGAGGAGCUGCGAGCCGCUCAGGAGGAGGUGCUGCUGCUGCAACAGGCGGCGGAGGAGGCGGCGGCAGAGAGGGAGAACGACAUCGCCUCGCUGCAGGAGGAGCUGUGUCGCCGGCGGGCUGAGCUGCAGCGCCUCAGCGAAGAGACCCAGGAGUACGAGCUGGAGAUCACCACGCUGAGGGCCGAGAUCAGCAUGAAGAGCCAGCGCAGGGAGGCCGAGAGGAGAGAGGGUGAUGUGGACCUGCUGAAGGAGGAGUGUCGUACGCUGAGGGAGGAGUGUCAAACCCUGAAGGAGGACAACAGACGUCUCUCGGAGAGGCUGCAGCUGCUGCAGAGACAGAGGACAUGCUCUAGUGUCUACCUGUCGCUGAAAGAGGAGGAUGGAGUCGAGGGCACGGAGGUGAAGGAGAUGGAGACCGGCUCAGAUGAGGUCAUGACAGAGAGCUACAUGACCAUGGCCCAGUCUGAGAACUGUCGCCUGGUGGACGCCUCCAUCCAGAAGAAUAUCUCGUUUGAUGGGAAGCCGGUGACGCCGACGAGCUGGAACGGAGGCAUCGGGGAGAUCUUCUCCCUGAGAGACCAGCUGAAACAGGCAGAGGAGAAGGCCUCACAGGUUCAGAGGGAGUGUGACGGUCUGAAGUUGGAGCUGCAGGAGCUGCAGAUACUGUACGACAGCAGCCAGAAGGAACGAGCCGAGCUGGAGGAGGAGCUGCAGCGCUGCAAGGCCGAGCUGGAGAAGCUGUCAGGAGGGACUCAGAGAUUCAUCCAUCCGUCUGAGCACCCUGUUCUCUCCAUCCCCUUCAUAGGAAUGAUUGUAAUUGUGGCUGUGGUCUGGUGCUGGUUGUCGGAGCUGGCGUCCCAGAGAGCAAGGGGAGUGAGGUAGGUUGGAACUCCAUUGUGACUAUCACUGCCGCCGCAGCAGUGCUACUAGUGAUGACGAGCUUAUUGAGAGCUCUCAUCCGCUGUUGAUUGGAUGGGUAACAACUGCACAGGGACGGACGUCCGCUUCAGACCAGCCCUCGUUCUCUCCUUCCACGUCUACAGACUGAACUGGAAUGAUCUAAAUGUGAUAGAACUGUGUAGUAGAAAAACCUGUUGGAAGUUUUUUUUAUCUCUAAUGAGAUGGUACUACAUGCACACGGAGACUGAGAAAAAUGUGCUCGGUCUCGCUUGGGACUGAAAACGAAGAUGAGCUGACCUGCAGAUUGCCCACACGAGGACUGAUGUGUCCGCUAAAUGUAUGCUAGUGCUGUGUCAUCCCUCCUCUGUGUCUGUGAAUGUUACUUUUCUCUCCUUUAACAAUGUGACAAAAUGAAGGUCUUGAUUAUUAAUGUGCACCAAAUGGGUUUGACUUUAUUUAAUCAUUAUUUAUUUAUUUGUUGUUUUAUUUUUUUAUUUUUAUUAUUGUUCAUAGGUGUCUCUUAUAAUAAUAAUGAUGAAUUUUCAGCCUGGACACAAUGCACUGAAAGGCCCGAAAUGUACAUAUGUAACACCCUUAAAACAUUAACAGAAAGUGCUUUUAACUAGCCCUCAAAGUACUAAAUGCAAUAAAUGCAAAAUACUGCCAAAGUGGUUUAGAGGUCACAAAAUCAUCAUGAAUUACCAAGUCUAACAGUCUCCCACAAAUAUUAUCCUGCCAGUGUUAUUCUGACCUUCCAUUAGAUAUCGGUUUGUUCCAUUGGCAUGCAGCUGCACGACGCACAGGUAAGGCUAACCGAGCACCUGUCAAUCCAGGCUUAGUGUAUAAUAAGGCAUGUCACCCCUGGUGGGUGGACUCUCUGGAGCUCUUUCCCCUUUAAUUAUCAGUAAACUAACAAGCCAGAAAGCCAGUGCAGUGAGCUUAACUCAUCUUGAAUACUCACACUUUCAAAUCUUGCAGCCCAAGCUGCAUUGUUACACCUGUAGUAGGAUUUUCCUUGUUAUGUACUAGUAAAUAUAUCACAGCAACUUUGGGAGUAAAUCCUGGGAUGAUCGAAACAUGUUGUUAUGUUUUCAUACAUUUCAACUCAAUGUCAGUUUGAUUGUGGAGAAAUAAACGUGUUUUUUCUUUUUCAAUCGGCUUGGUUUUUCCAAGUGUAUUGUUAGUAACUUUUGUGGUGAUGGCGGAUUACUGAAGGUACAAAGUGUGAGAAGGUCGAUUGUCAGCUGGCAGCGUAUCUGAUAAACACCAGUUGACAUUCGGUUGCAGAUGGAUUAAACCAUUAAUGCAGUAAAGUUUGUGAGGCCAAUAUAUACACUGAUAUGGGUCCAAACUAUGUAAAUAGGAAGCUGUGAGAAAGAUUUAGUCUAAGCAUCAGUUCUGAAAAUCCUACGUAUGUGUUGAAGGAUUCUGUUUGUGAAUUUUUUUUUUUGUGUGGAAAACUUUUAGAACUGAAACAAGCAUGCUAGAAAAACAUAUAGAAGCACAAUAUAUGAUUUAUGUUUGUUAUGUGGAUACUGUUACUUUGUAUUUCAUGUAAAUAGAUGUGACAUACAGUACUAUGGGAGAGAUAUUUCUUAAAUCCAUUUGUACUAGCUUUGUAGAAAGGUUUAUUCUAUUUUGAAAGAGCAUCGUAUAUUUGAUAGCCAAAUUAUAUGCUAUGUAAAUGUUUAUUUAUGGUGACGUUAUUCAGAAGAAUGGCUGGCACUGCUGGCCAUUUUCAGUACCUCUAUGUUUAAAGGCGGUGUCGUCAUUGCAUGUGUUUAGAUUGCAGUUGACCUUAGUUGCCAGAAAACCUAAUUCGACUUCUGGUUUUUUAAGUCUGUUAUAUUUCAGAAAUAUGUUUAAAUCUUUUCUGAAACGUCCAAACGCAGAACCUUGUUGAGCGAUGCCUGACCAUUGUUAUCUCUACGUAUGAACAUAGAUUAAGUAAAUAAUGUGCCAUUGGACUGCAAAUGUUGUCACUAUUUGAUCAUUUUGCAAUAGAAAUCGAAUUCCAUUAACUGAAUACUGUCAGAUUCUUAUUUAUCAUUAUUUCUGAGCUUAUUUCACGAAUUAGCCGUCAUAGUUUCAGAGGCUUCAAAGUGUUUCUCAGCUUGUUGCUUUACAUGUGGAUAGCAUUGUUGUUUUCAAUAUAGCUGUGGCUAUUUUGUUACCUGGAGGUCUAUUUUGCACUGUAAAUGACUUGAGAAAAUAAAUAUUCCCGACCCACA